CUUUCCCUUUCUUUGUCUCUCUCUCUCUCUCUGUACAGUUGGCGUGCAAGUUAUUCUAAGCUGUGUAUCUUUCAUUCGGAGAUAUGGCUUCUGUUAUUCCCACUUUCCUUCCAGUGGUAUAUGAUAGUAUGCCUAAAGCAGAGUUUCUGAAUUUCUUUCGUGACACAGUCUGCCAAGCAGAUGUUGAACUCUUCAAAAAACUCAAGAUGAAUUUAGUGGUAGCUGCAGCACUACUUGAUGAUGCAGAUAUCAAGCAAACAAGGAACCCAUCUGUCAAGCAAUGGCUUGAAGAGCUUCGUGAUACUGUUUACGAAGCAGAUGGCUUACUCAAUGAGAUCAAUGCGGAAGCUCUGCGAGUUAAGGAGGAAAAUGUGUGCCAAAGCUCAAGCAGAAACUGGGAGAGUGCUUCCGAUUGCAUUCCAUCUCUGAGUAGUAAGUUCCUUAAAAAGAUUAUUCCCCAGAUAGAGAGAAUAGCAGUUAGACUGGAAGCAUUUGUAAAACAAAUUAAUCCCUUGGGUCUUCAAGUUGGGGAGUCGAAGAGACAAUCAUGUCAACUACCAAUACCAACUACUUCUUUGGUUGAUAAGACUGCUAUUUAUGGGAGAGAUAAUGACAGAGAGAAGAUAAUACAAAUGUUGCUAUCUGAGGAUGCAAACGGGGAUCGCAUCGCUGUGAUUCCCAUAUUUGGACUGGGCGGAAUUGGCAAAACCACCUUGGCUCAAUUGGUUUACAAUGACCAGAGGGCGAAGGACCAUUUUUCUACCAUGGCAUGGGUUUACGUAUCAGAAGAAUAUGAUCCUACUAGGAUAACAAAGGAACUCCUUAGGGAACUCAACAUUUCAUUUUCCGAGUCCCAUGAGAAUUUAAAUUCCCUCCAGGUGAAGUUAAAAGUUGGUCUUACCGGUAAAAAGUUUCUUCUUGUUCUAGAUGAUGUUUGGAUUAGUGACUACAAUCAAUGGGGUAAUUUACGGAUUGCUUUCGAAGGUGGAUUACGGGGUAGUAGAAUCAUUCUUACAACAAGGAAUCUGUACGUUGCAAGAAUGAUGGGCAGAGAGAAGUCAAUUCAUCAUAUGAAUUUAAUAUCAGAGGAUGAUUGUUGGUCCUUAUUUGUGAAGCAUGCCUUUGAGAAUAGAGAUGGCAGUCAAGCCUUGGAAUUUGAAGAAAUGGGAAAGAAAAUUGUGAAAAAGUGUGGAGGGCUGCCUUUGGCUGUGAAAACAGUUGCCGGUCUCUUACGUUCCAAAACAACCAGUGAAGAGUGGGAAGACAUUUUUAUGAGCGAAGACUGGUCUGUGACAAAUAAUCAAAUGAUACAACCAUUGAGCUACAAUCAUCUUCUUUCUCAUCCCAACCGUUACCAGUCGAGAUCCACCGGAAUGACGCAGGAACUCCAAGAUGUCAAUAGGCAACUGGACAUAACAUUUUGGUAUUUCAAUAACUCUCUCCAGCAACUGUCCAUAGCUGCUAGUGAAGAUGAUGUUAGUGCCUUAUAUAGAGUGAUUAGCAAUAAUCCAGACCUUUUGGAAUGCAUAGAUCAGAAACCAUUCAACCAUACACCAUUGCACAUUGCUGCAGAAACAGGGCAUACACACUUUGCCCUUGAAAUCAUGAGUUUAAAGCCUUCUUUAGGGAGGGUUUUAAACCACGAUGGCUUUAGCCCUUUGGAUCUAGCUUUACGAAAUGGCCACAGAAAAACUGUGAGAAGGCUUGUAAGAUUUGCUCCAGAGCUGAUCCGUAUUCAGGGCAGAGAAAGAAUUACUCCUUUGCAUUAUGCUGCAGAAGUAGAGGAAAUUGAUUUUUUGGCUGAAUUUCUGCUGAAAUGUCCAGCAUCAAUCGAGGAUGUGACCUUAUGCUGCGAGACUGCUCUACACAUUGCCGUGAAAAAUGGAAAACUUAGAGCUUUUAAAGUGCUCUUUGGUUGGCUAAAGCGAACUAAUAGGAGAGAAAUAUUGAACUGGGGGGAUGAAGAUGGCAAUACAGUGUUGCAUGUCGCAGCAUCGACAAAUCAAACUGAGGUUGCCAAAUUGCUGGUUAAAUAUGUCAAUGUUAACGCAAAGAACCAAGAAGGCCUGACAGCCCUUGAUAUAUCCAACACUAAACCUCCAAUCCAAGUGAACGCAAGGAUGAAGAAGAUUUUACUUAGGGCAGGAGCUUCAAAAGCUUCACGGCUUCAUCAACUUCCCACUUUAGCAGAAAUGUUGGGGUCACCAGAGGCACUGAUUGAGAAAAUAUUUCAAAUCAACGCUUAUUUGGACGAAGGCUUAUCAGGUGAAAUGCGCAAUUCCAUGUUGGCUGCGGCAAUACUAAUAGCCACGUCAGCAUAUCAAUCAGUCCUCAGCCCUCCAGGAGGAGUCCACCAAGGUGACACCAACACAUUUACUAACUCCAUGGCCACCUCAAAUCAACCAGCGGUGGAGCCUGGAGAAGUGGUGAUGCGAGCCACUAAGUUUUAUCCAUUCUUGUUGGGGAAUUCAUUGGCAUUUGGUGCUUCAUUGGGCAUUGUCUUUUUGCUGCUACCAACAACUGGUUACGGUGUGCUGCACAUUUCUUUGGUCCUUCUGAUGCUAGGAUACAUCUACUCUGCACUAACAAUAUCACCUGCAACUCCAACUGCGGUGUGCUUCGUGUUUGCGGGCUUCCUGUUGUUCACUUUGAUUGUGGCCGUCAGGAUGGUGUGGAAACUAUUGCAGAGAUUUCCAUCAGCUUCUUGGGAGACUAUUGGUAGCGUCUACUUUCCCAACCGGGACUAACUCCACUUUGCACCCCCAAAUUUGUACCACUUUAAUAUGCAUAUUUGUCUGUAUUUGAUGGCGACAACGACGGAGCAGGAUUUUUC
Coffea eugenioides is the source of this 2833-nucleotide messenger RNA. RefSeq lists its product as uncharacterized. Bases 84 to 2747 code for a protein of 887 amino acids. Gene Ontology annotation, molecular function: protein binding; ADP binding. The transcript is spliced from 3 exons. NCBI's taxonomy places the organism in Eukaryota, Viridiplantae, Streptophyta, Magnoliopsida, Gentianales, Rubiaceae. The record is from RefSeq and is a predicted model, not a curated record.